UUUUUUUCUUCUGCUUUCUCUUUUCUAACUUUCUCAAAAUGUCACCCACUCCUGUUUAUCAGCGUAUUGCUCUUGGUGAUAUCACUAUCAACAACAUUGGUCAAUUACGUAAACUCAAUAGUGUUCUUUUCCCUAUUGAAUACAAAGCUUCCUUUUAUGAAGAAGUACUUCACGUUGGAGAAUUCGCUAAACUAGUGUAUUAUAACGAUGUAUGUGUAGGAUCAGUAUGUUGUAGAAAGGAAGUUGCUCAAGACGAUCAAACCAACUUGUAUAUCAUGACCUUGGGUGUUUUGAAACCUUAUAGACGGUUAGGAUUAGGGGAUCAAUUAUUGGAACAUAUUUUAAAGGAAGCAAGUGAUAAAGAAAAUAAGAUCAACAAGGUCUAUUUACAUGUACAAACCAAUAACGACGCUGCUGUGGCCUUUUACAAGAAACAUGGAUUUGAAAUUACUCGAACGGACAAGGACUAUUAUAAAGAAGUGGAACCUAGAGAUGCAUAUGUGCUUGAAAAACUUAUUGUUUGAUCUAUUUACUCUCUUUCGUUUUAUUGCUGUUAUUAUCUUUAUUCCAAACUACAAUAAAAACCGCUUUUUUUUUGUGUGUGUGUAUCAUUAUUCAGUCUUUUUGUUAUCUUUAUCAUUUAUUAUAGAAUUUCGGCAUCUCCAUAUCUAUUCUUUAUCCAUGGUCUAUCAUCAUAUAUCAUUCAUUUUCACAUACCAGAUCAUUCAC
Messenger RNA from Halteromyces radiatus, 729 nucleotides. Its product is annotated as acyl-CoA N-acyltransferase. The transcript has 3 exons. NCBI's taxonomy places the organism in Eukaryota, Fungi, Mucoromycota, Mucoromycetes, Mucorales, Cunninghamellaceae. Gene Ontology annotation, biological process: mitotic sister chromatid cohesion. The record is from RefSeq and is a predicted model, not a curated record. Gene Ontology annotation, molecular function: acyltransferase activity, transferring groups other than amino-acyl groups. Gene Ontology annotation, cellular component: NatA complex. Bases 39 to 524 code for a protein of 161 amino acids.